Molecule: messenger RNA, 1485 nt
Organism: Cloeon dipterum
Lineage: Eukaryota; Metazoa; Arthropoda; Insecta; Ephemeroptera; Baetidae
Product: carboxypeptidase B-like
Exons: 6
Coding region: 53-1438 (461 amino acids)
Biological process (GO): proteolysis
Molecular function (GO): zinc ion binding; metallocarboxypeptidase activity
Source: RefSeq, a predicted model, not a curated record
AGCACAGCUCUCUGUUUUGGAGUCUUUCGCCAACAGCAGCCGCAGCAGCAAGAUGCGAAAGAGCGCGUGGGCCACGAUUUUUACAGUUUGUUUGACCGCGGGUCAGACUGUCGGAUUCCCGGAACAGACCGAAAAUCCGACCACGGAAGCGUCUUUCCUUGACGAUGCCUUUGCCGAGAUUGACAGUGAGCAGUACGAGGGCCGCGCAAACUUCAGAGAUGUGCCCGCGAAUCUCACGGGAGCGCAUCUCUACCGGGUGCAGCUGAAGAACAAUGAGCACAAACGCGUCUUCUUGGAUCUCAUUAAGACCGAGCAAAUCGACGUUUGGAUGCAGUCGAGGGGCAAGAAAGCAAAGGCCGUGUUCAUGGUGCUCGCGACCAACGUGGACAAAGUCAAUCUGCGGUUCUACGAGGCGGACAUCACUCUCAAACGCUUGACGGACAACGUGCAGAAAUUGGUCGACGAAGAAAAUCCAUCUGAAAAUGUCACGAAACUUAGCAAUUCAAAGACAGGCUACGCGUUGACGUGGAAAGCAUAUCACAAAGCGAGCGUGAUUCACGACUUUCUUGACAACUACGCUACGAACUACAAGGAUUUGUGCACCGUUGAAAAAAUCGGCAACACGGUCGAGGGUCGGCCCAUAAAAAUGAUCAAGAUCUCGUCAGGCGGAGACAAAAAGCGGCCAGCUUUUUUUAUUGACGGAGGUAUCCACGCAAGAGAGUGGAUUUCUCCAGCGACUGUGACGUACAUAAUUCGCGAGUUGGUCGAAAACCGCACGGCGUACAGCUUCGCUGACGAAGUGGACUUUUACAUCGUCCCUCUGAUGAACGUCGACGGCUACGAGCAUUCGCGGACCAGAGACCGUCUGUGGCGAAAAAACCGGGCCCCCGGCGCCUUGUGCAAAGGAGUUGAUCUGAAUAGAAACUUUGGAUACAAAUGGGGAGGAAAAGGAUCCAGUUCCUCCGUAUGCAGGGGAAACCACCGCGGUCCUUCAGCAUUUUCAGAGCCCGAGUCCCAAGCAAUCCGCGAUUUCAUUCUGAAAUUCGACAUCGGAACUUUUAAAGCGUAUUUAACAGUCCACAGUUUCGGUCAAUACAUCAUGUAUCCAUGGGGGUACGAUUACAUAACCCCACCCGACGGCAAGGAGCUGCAAAGGGUCGGAGAUCUCGCCGCCGCUGCUGUGAAAAAGUUGACGAAUGCCUCUUACAAAGUUGGAAGUUCAGCCAAACUCUUGUACGCUGCCGCCGGUGGCUCGGAUGACUGGGCGAAAGCAGUAGCAGAAAUACCAUAUGCUUACACACUGGAGUUGCGGGACAAAGGAGAUUAUGGCUUCAUUUUGCCGGCCAAAUUCAUCAAACCAACCGGAUUGGAGACCAUGGCCAUGGUCCAAGUCGUAGCUGAGGAGAUGCUCAAAGCUGAAAGGCUGAAAAAGAAUUAAAAUUAUUUGUUAAAGUGUUUAAUAAAUUCGUAGUACGCUCUUAGAAA